AACGGCAUAGAUCUACUGACGUCACAUAUGAAGUCACACAGAUCAUAUGUUCACCGGCAAGAUGGCGCUCAACAGGGCAUACAGCACCUCAGCUCUACUCUCCACCCUUAAUAAUGUGGGGACGCGGGCACUGGGGACGUCAGCACCACAACUGGCGGCGGCCAAGACGAAGGCAUCGCUAUCUAGGCCAGGGACGAAGAACAUUGUGUUGGUGGAUGGAGUACGCACCCCCUUCCUCAUGUCUGGUACUCAGUACCAGAAGCUGAUGCCUCACGACCUGGCCCGACACACACUCAAGGGUUUGGCAUCUCGCAUUGGACUGGAUAAAAGUUGUGUGGACUAUAUAUGUAUGGGAACUGUGAUUCAGGAGGUGAAGACUUCCAAUGUUGCACGUGAGGCAGCCUUGGGGGCAGGCUUUUCUGACAAGACCCCAGCCCAUACUGUCACUAUGGCCUGCAUCUCCUCCAACCAGGCUAUCACCACUUGUGCAGGCAUGAUGCAUGCUGGUGUAUAUGAUGUCUGUAUUGCUGGUGGGGUGGAGUUCAUGUCAGAUGUGCCCAUUCGUCAUUCACGCAAGAUGCGGGAACUCCUGCUCAAGCUCAACAAGGCCAAAACAACAGGUGCUCGGUUGAGUCUUCUUUCCCAGCUGUCAAUGAAGCACCUGAUGCCAGAUCUUCCUGCCGUAGCCGAGUUCUCCACCAAUGAAACCAUGGGCCACUCUGCAGACCGUCUUGCUGCUGCUUUUAAGGUAUCCCGAGAAGAGCAGGACGAGUUUGCAGUGCGCUCCCACACUCUGGCUCACAAAGCCCAAGAGGCUGGCCACCUGUCAGACCUGGUGAUUUUCAAGGUCCCUGGUGUAGAUCAGGUUGUGGAAAAGGACAACGGCAUCCGCGUCUCUACCCCGGAACAGAUGGCCAAGCUCAGACCUGCCUUCGUAAAGCCACAUGGCACCAUUACUGCAGCAAACGCUUCCUUCUUGACUGAUGGUGCAUCUGCUUGUCUUAUGUGUACAGAAGAAAAAGCCAAGGAGAUGGGAUGGAAGCCCAAAGCUUACAUCCGUGACUUUACCUACGUUUCUCAGGACCCCAAAGAUCAGCUGUUGUUGGGACCAACAUAUGCUACCCCGGUGGUUCUAGGAAAGGCUGGCCUAAAGAAUUCAGACAUUGAUGUUUGGGAGAUCCAUGAGGCAUUUGCAGGUCAGAUGCUUUCCAACUUGAAGGCCAUGGAUUCUGAUUGGUUUGCCAAGACUUACCAGGGACUCUCGGAGAAAGUCGGUGCUCCGGAUGUGGAUAAACUCAAUUUGUGGGGAGGUUCAUUAUCCAUUGGUCAUCCAUUUGGUGCUACAGGUGUGCGUCUGAUGAUGCACUCGGCCAACCGGCUCAUUAAAGAAGAUGGCCAGUACGCUUGCAUCUCUGCCUGUGCUGCUGGUGGUCAGGGUGUUGGCAUGAUCGUUGAACGGUAUCCAGGUGCAACUGUCUAGGCUACCAAGGUGAUGUCUGGACCAGGUGCAACAGUUCACUGUCUUCAAAUAUUUUCAAUGAAAUUCAUGGAGGAAUUUUCUCUGUAAUAUGUAAAUUUUAGUGCUCCAUGUAUUUCUACUUAGAUAUAAGAGACUGCAAUUAUCAAUGCAAUAUUUUUAGUACUGUAUGGUAUAAGGCAUUCCCAAAUUUGCUAAUUGUGUAUGCAAAGGUUAAUAAUUUGUUUUAUAGAUAUGUACUGUACUUUGUGUGUACAAGGUACUUCCAUAAAUGCUAAAAAACAAAAGCACUUUUAUGUAUCAUAAAGUCAUUAUCAUUAGUUUAAGCUUAUUCAUCAAGCCAUGUAAGCAGAGCACAUGGUGUUAAAUAUCUUAAAUAACCACAUUUAACUGGCCCAUUAAAUUGUUCAUAAAUACAGAAGACUGAAAACAACAGCAGCAGCACACCUGAAAACAGGAUUACUCCAUCAUAUAAAAGAAGUUUUAUCACCUGAAUAGUGGUAGUUUGAGUCUUACAAGUGUUCUGAUCUACAAAAACGUCUAUGUGGCUGCCAGAAAAAGUUUACACAGUUUUAACAGUUGUGGAAAUUAUUAAUCGCUUGGAAGAUAGAGUUGUCUUUUGAGAAAGUUGAGGCUCACCAGUGAACUAACAAACCUCUGUGUAUGUUAUCAUUACCAUCUCAUAACCCAUAAGAGACGGGUAAGUGUAGUACAGUUAUUGUACUUACAUUGGUAAACUUGGCUAUUA
Homarus americanus (American lobster) is the source of this 2225-nucleotide messenger RNA. RefSeq names its product trifunctional enzyme subunit beta, mitochondrial-like (gene Mtpbeta). NCBI's taxonomy places the organism in Eukaryota, Metazoa, Arthropoda, Malacostraca, Decapoda, Nephropidae. Gene Ontology annotation, biological process: fatty acid beta-oxidation. The transcript has 10 exons. Gene Ontology annotation, molecular function: acyltransferase activity, transferring groups other than amino-acyl groups. Bases 47 to 1480 code for a protein of 477 amino acids. The record is from RefSeq and is a predicted model, not a curated record.